AUGGUUCAUUUUUCUCAAUCACUUAUGCCUGAUGUGCCAUUAGCAACAUCAUUACCAACAACAUUUACAUUUCAUCCAAAUAAUCAAAUUGAUGAUCAAUCAAGCUUACAACAACAAUCACUUCCAACAUCAUCUCAAUCUCAAUUAAAUUCAUCAUCAAAUCAACAACAACGAUCAUCACCAAUUGAUGAUCGAACUAUAAAUGUUAAUCAUCAAACACAUACAAACGAUUAUGAAACUCGUUUACGAUGUCCGAAUUGUGAAACAUGGGUUGUUAAUCUAAGUGAUCAUUUACGUAAAACUCAUCGAAUAGCAUCACCAGUUGAUCGAAAACCAUUAUUACGUAUGGCACGCCUUGAAAAACGUCGUAUGACUGAAUCAGCAAAUAAUUCAUCAUCAUCAUCAUCCACUACAACUAUUUUAAAAGUACAACCAACAUCAACAAUUGUUGAUAAUGGUUUACCAACAUCACAUACAAAUACAAAUGAAAUAGAAAAUUUACUUUUUAAACAUGAACCUGAUCCAAAUAUAUUAUCGAAUCAACAAUUUUCUGUUACAAUACCAGAAAAUAUUUUACUUAAUCAACAAAUGACAAAUUCUAUUGCACAAUAUUCAUCAUCAAAUAAACGUCAACGAACUUUAGAUGAUCAUUUAGAACAUACAUCUAAUGGACCUUUAUCACCAAAUAAAAAAACUCGAAUAGGAAUUCUUGAUACAACUAAAUUACCACAAACAAUACAUUCAUCAUCUAAUAAAUCAAAUAAAAAAAAUCGAAAUAAACCACAGCAACAACAACCGCAAACUAUUAUAAAAACAGCAGCAUCGGGUAUUUUUCCUCAGCAACAACCUCCGCAAACUGUUAAUAUACAAAGUAUCGAUGAAAGUUCAGAUGAUCUUUCAAAAGUAUUACAAAUGAUGGGUAAUGAAAUGAAUUUUCUUAAUCAACAUUUACAAACAACAUCUAUUUUAUUACAAAAACAACUUGAUUUAGCACGUGAUAGUUUACAUGCAUGUUCUGUUCAAUUUGCCCAUUUAAAGAGAAUGAUUCAACAACAAAUAUGA
Molecule: messenger RNA, 1062 nt
Organism: Rotaria sp. Silwood2
Lineage: Eukaryota; Metazoa; Rotifera; Eurotatoria; Philodinida; Philodinidae
Source: the annotation of a GenBank genome assembly